Molecule: messenger RNA, 930 nt
Organism: Momordica charantia (bitter melon)
Lineage: Eukaryota; Viridiplantae; Streptophyta; Magnoliopsida; Cucurbitales; Cucurbitaceae
Source: RefSeq, a predicted model, not a curated record
GACGUCGUUUGCUUCGUGGGUCGGGUCGUGUCUUUAAAAAAUUCUGGGUCGGGUCGGGUCACGAAAUAACCCGACUGGAGUGAAGAGCGGGUCACAACAAUUUCGUAAAUACGGGAGAGAGAGAGAGAGGAGAGGGAGAACAGAAAUGUCUUUGGUAGACUACGCUUCAUCGGACGACGACGUGCCGGCGGCGGCGGAGGAGGAGCAGAAUCCGGAGCAACCGGAAAACCACCGCGUGGAGGAGCCUCAGUUCCCGAAGCACGAACCUCAGCCUCAACCUCCUCCUCUCAACCAGCCCAUUCUUAAACCGAAUCAGCCAUUGGAAACUAAUGGGGACUCUUCUGUGUUUUCGGUUGAGCUUCCUGAUGCUUCCCUACUAUUGAAUUCUCCUACUUCUUCUAGUCUUUUUGGUGGUAGCGAUCACUCUUCACGAGUGGCUGCAGCUAUGGCUGCCAAUGCAUCUCGCAAGAGAGAAACAAAUGUUUCAGCAUCUGCUCUUCCCCGGAGUAAAGUUCCAAGAUCGACUUUGCCUCACUCAAAGAAUGUUCCAGAUACUUUAGGUCGAUCGUUGGUUCCACCUCAGCUUACCGGAAGGAGUAACAUUGUCACUGAAGAUAUAAGCAAGCUGUUUGUGAAGAAGUCCGCCAAACCCUCAUAGGGGGUUUCUGGAAUUUUGUUUCAUUGGGGUAACGGUUGUUGUCCCGUUCAUUAAUAGAUCGUAGCAGAACGUUCAGAUUGGUCUAAUGCACUUGUACAAUGUGAAGAAUAGUGUACUCAUAUUACUAGAAAAAAUAUAUAUAUGAAAGAAGAGUGAGAGAUGGCCGAAGUUCUGUGCUUGUCUCUUUAAUUGUUUCUCAGUGACAGCAAUUAUUUGUGAUUUAUGUGCGGUAGAUGACUUUUUCCCCUCGAAUCGAUGCAUAGGUUUGUACA